Messenger RNA from Danio rerio (zebrafish), 1517 nucleotides. The record is from RefSeq and is a predicted model, not a curated record. NCBI's taxonomy places the organism in Eukaryota, Metazoa, Chordata, Actinopteri, Cypriniformes, Danionidae.
UCUGACCUGAAAUUUCCAGAUUUAACCCAAUUAAUAUUAUUUUACACUAUUAUUUCUCCUAUAAGUAAACAGAGUAACUUAUAACGAGCGUCUGUGUUGUUGAAAUAGAGCUGUUCGGGAAUCUGCCACCCUGAUGCUCAUCAUUAUCACUAUAGUGUUGACUGACUAGUUUUCUGAGCUGUAGUUAAUGCUCAGACUGUGUGCUUCUAAAUGUUCACUAUGCCUCAGUCUGCUCUGGCUGCGUUUUAUUUCUCUCUGUUCCUCGCAGAAGCCGUUCCUCCAGCAGAUAUUAAGCGCAGCGGCUGUAUUAAAGUCAACCAGUGUAAGUGUCUGAUGCUGGACGGCUCCGGCCUCAUAGAUCUAGGCUCGGUGGCAGACGAGGACGGUUUUUUACUGCGUUUUACACCUCUGCCGUCAGAAACAGGAGACGCUGAUGUGCUGCUUUCUUUAAGUCCGUGUUUGUCUUUCUCACAGCCUGAGGAUUUCACCGCCACCGAAUGCACUGAUGUGGCUGCUUGUGUUAUCACAAAGACUCAUCAGGACAACAGGCUCAUAGAUCAGUACUUGAACUACGGCAGACACGAGGGCAGUAAAUUCAGCUAUAAUGACACAACGAAGACGCUUUCUGUGACUUAUUUCUUGUCUCCAGAGCUCCAGCCUCAGACUGUGGUUCAUUACCGCUGCGGCCCGAAUCGCUUAAUCUCCUCCAGCUGGAGUGUGGGUUCGGAUUCAGGUUCAAGUCUGCCGCUGCAGAUGUGGGUGGAGAGUCCGUGUGCGUGUCCGAGCGCCUGCGCACUGGUGGAUGUGGGUCCGGGAACGAUCAUCCUCAUCAUCCUCUGCCUCACCGGGACAGCGUACUUCAUCACAGGAUCGUGUGCACUUCGGCCCUUCAGGAGCAGUAAUGGUGUCCUGAUGGCCCCUGAGGACAGUGUGUGGUGUAUGAUCUGCCAUCGCCUCAGCGAGGGCCCCGGGGCUGCCAGCUGCUCACUGAGAGACCCACUGUGAGAAACACACAACACUGGGAAGACAACAGGCUGAUUAAUGAGACAUGAUCGGUGACGAUAAGAGCCUGUCCACACAAACACACCCUUUUUUCUACACAAUUUGGCUGUUUGUCCACACAAAAAUAGUGUCAGGUGAUUAAAACCAGUAAUUUCUAAAAACUCCAGCCAGGGGGAAGAUUUUCUGAAGCUCUGGGUAUACUGUGGGUUGUGUGAACACAUACACAAGGAUACUAUGUGAGUUUUCGCCUCAUGAUGUCAGCAUGUGUGAGGUUUUCUUCUUUCUGAUUGGCCGACACGGCUGGGUUCACACUAAACACUCAAGAUGAAGCAAAAUUCUGCACAUCUUGCAUAUUUCAUGUCGUUCAACCGACUUGUAUGCAGUUUACUUGUGCAAAUACUUCAUAGACAUAAGCCCCUUUCACACAUACAGACCUUUCCGAAAAAUUACUGGCAAUUUACCGGAAAGGUGUGUAUGUGUGAACAGGCCCUUUUUGAAAAUACCGGUAAUUUCGU